Molecule: messenger RNA, 1321 nt
Organism: Arachis ipaensis
Lineage: Eukaryota; Viridiplantae; Streptophyta; Magnoliopsida; Fabales; Fabaceae
Source: RefSeq, a predicted model, not a curated record
CCGUACAAUUUCUGUGGGAAAUCUUCAAUCUGUGGGCUUUGAAUUGAUAGAUAUAGCGAGAUGCUUUUGUUAAAAAUAUUUUUUUUUAUGGUGAUGACUUCAAUGAUUAGGGGGUAAAAGAUAUUGGCAAGUUGCUGAAGACUUUAAUACAAAAGACUUAUGAAUUGUUUAGUUGAGAGUUGUUAAUUAAGCACAAGGGUAUAGCUUUUUUGCUAGUUUUGUAUGUGUCCCAUGGUUUGAAUUUGGAGAUAGUAUUAUGACCAACAAUGUUAUUUGUCUACUAUAUAAUGAUAUUUGUGCUUUGUUUCUUUUGGAAUGCACAGUCCUAUUGGUGGACCAAAGUAAUGCCAUGAAUUAUUUUAAUCGAUGGUUGUUUACAGUUGUCAUUAGCUUAAUUGUUUUCUUACCUUAGUUUUUUUGGUGAGUGUGCCAUGCAAAGCACAUUCUCAUGCAACUGUUGUAUCUCUUUGUGUGUUCUUGCAGACAGAAUAAAACCAGAAGAUGUGGGCUUGAAACCCGACAUGCCGUAUUUCCAUACAAACGGAUCUCAAAGAAGGCCAAGGAUCACAUACCUUCACAUCUAUGAAUGCGAAAAAUUCUCGAUUGGAAUAUUUUGUUUGCCACCAUCGGGGGUUAUUCCUCUGCAUAACCACCCCGGAAUGACGGUUCUGAGCAAGAUUCUGUUCGGAACAAUGCACAUUAAAUCGUAUGAUUGGGUUGUUGACUUUCCUCCUGAAACCCCCACCACCUUCAAACCUCCAGAAAGUGAGUAUAUUCCUCUUCUACAAUCUUAUUAUUUUCUAAUGUAUUGCUCCCUCUGUUUGAACAUGGUCGAUUAUCGUGACAAUAACAUAAAGAAAUCAGCGGGAAGUAUUUACGUUUUCUUAUUCAUGUUUGUCCAUUUCAUGCGUUCUGGAUAGAGGAGCAAAAUAGUUUAAAUUUAGAAUAGUCAUGAGAUAGAAAAGAUACGGGUAAAGUACCAACCCGACCACCUAUCCUUUUCUUCGAAUGACAACGUGAUCCCUAACCAAAACAACGAUCCACUUUGGUUCCUGUCCUUGAUCUCCAUGAGACAACACUGCCCUUCUAUAUAUCAUAGUCCUUUGUUGGUAUCAUAGUCCUUUGUUAACGGAAGUCGCUGAUAUGUCACGUUAACAUGCUGAGUUGGACAUUAAGUUUCAACAUGGAAUGGAUAAGGACCUAUUUGUCCAUAAAUCCAAAGUGGCUAGGGACUUAGUUGUCUAUAUCCAUUCAAACAAAAUGACGUCGUUUUGACAUAAAAUUGAUCAGGGGUCUAUUUGUUAGGAACUUAUUUGUCUUA